AUGAAUGGCCCGCCGCGAGCCAAUCCUCUCCGAAGCGAGCAAGAGACCUCCCAGGGCGGGUGUCCCCCACGUCACGUGGCGCGGCACGAAGAUUACAACAUCGCCUGGAUCUGCGCGCUUCACUUGGAAUUGACAGCAUCGCGCGCCAUGCUUGACGAGGAACACGCAUCGCUACCCAUUGACACCGGUGACCACAAUGCAUACGUGUUGGGACGCAUCGAUCAACAUAACAUCGUCAUGGCAUGCUUGCCGGGCCAGUAUGGGACGAACAACGCCGCAAUCGUCGCCACCAACUUGAAUCGAAGUUUUCCGAGUAUCCGCGCUACCUUGAUGGUCGGCAUCGGCGGUGGAUCACCCAGCCAGGCCGACUUGUACCUAGGUGACGUCGUCGUCGGCACGAGGGUGAUGCAGUAUGACAUGGGCAAGGUGAUCGGGGACGGAAGGUUCCAAGGAACCGCCGACGCGAAGGCUCCCGCGCCGCUGCUAAACGCGGCUGUGUCCAGUCUACGAUCGAGGAACCCUCGUGCGGCCGUCGCAUCCUUCUUCUUCAAUGCACGAGGCGACUUCUUGGAAAAGUCCAUCACCGGAAUGUACCGGUCUCUGUUGAUGCAGCUCUUCAAGAGCUUUUCAGACCUUCAAAUCGGCUUGGAUGACACGGACAUCGUUCCAUGGAACCAGCAAGGCUGCCCUGACCUGAACGCUCUGAAGGAGCUUCUCAGGAGCGCCGUGAUGGCCCUUGGCCAGCGCUCCUUUGCCUGUUUCAUCGAUGCCCUCGACGAGUGUGACGAACAGGAAGUCCGGGAUAUGGUUCAGUUCUUCGAGGAUAUGACAGAGGUCACCACCGACCAUGGCAUCCAAUUCCGAAUCUGUUUCUCGAGUCGGCCAUACCCGUACAUUGACAUCCGGCAGGGCAAUUUGCUCACCCUCGAGGAUGAAUCAGGACACGCAGACGACUUGGCACAGUACGUCAAGAAUCAUCUCCGAAUCACGAACCCCUCGCUUCUCGCAGACUUGCAAGCCCAGAUUCUGGACAAAGCUGCUGGGAUUUUCAUGUGGGUCGUGUUAGUAGUGGGGAUCCUGAACAAGGAGAGCGACGGUGGCGCCCUCGCGAUCAGGACGAAGCUUUCGGAAAUCCCGCCUAAGUUGAGCGACCUCUUCAGGAGCAUGCUGACGCGUGAUCAAGAUAGACCGGAGUGGCUGCUGCUCUGCGUCCUCUGGAUUCUCUGUGCAAAGCGGCCUCUGAAUCCAGCAGAGUUCCGCCAUGCUCUAUGGGCGGGCUUGUUGGCGCAGGAUGGCCAGGUGGAUCCCGAGCUACCAGAUGUUACAGACAUGGAUGAGUGCGUCAGACUGGUCACGAGUUCCUCAAAAGGACUUGCCGAAAUCACCAAAUCCUGGCAGCCGACUGUGCAGUUCAUUCAUGAAUCAAUUACGCCAUUCAGCAGGUUCUCCACCACGCCGAUGCUGCGGCGCUUGUGA
This is a messenger RNA of Cordyceps fumosorosea ARSEF 2679, 1476 nucleotides long. RefSeq names its product Nucleoside phosphorylase domain protein. Lineage: Eukaryota; Fungi; Ascomycota; Sordariomycetes; Hypocreales; Cordycipitaceae. The transcript is spliced from 3 exons. Gene Ontology annotation, biological process: nucleoside metabolic process. The record is from RefSeq and is a predicted model, not a curated record. Bases 1 to 1476 code for a protein of 491 amino acids. Gene Ontology annotation, molecular function: catalytic activity.